UCUUGUGAGAAAAUAAAUGGAAGGAUGUAAUCAUCAUCAUUAAGAAUAUAGAAUUUCAUAGGGUUGACCUGAUCGAUGGCUAGGUGCUUUAUUCUUUCUUAAUUGUCUAGGUUCAAAUCUUGAGGCCAUCAUCGUUGAUGCUAUAUAAUAUAGGUAGAGUAUUUUACCAGGAGCACAAGACAAGUUCCUGGUUUCUUCGAAUAAAAUAACUAGCUAGCAAGCACUGGUAAAUUCAUACAUUACCAUAUGGGGAACUACAACUCCACAACAGGCUGUGGUGCUUCUGCUUAUUCUCGACUUCCUAGUACUCACUAUUCUCCUGAUGAUGAUCACUCCCUAAGGGACCCUCUUCUACGCAAUAUUACACAGAAGGUGGAGGAGCAACAUCAACAGCUUCUUCAUCAUAUUUAUGAAGCAACUCGUGUAAAGGAGACAGUAAAAUCGGCCACUACGUCUAGCUCUAGCUUUAACCCUAACCCUCCUCCCUCUAAGCCCAUGCAGGAGGAGCAAAAGCCGAAUGGUCACCAUGCCCUUGAAAAGGAGCAAAAGCCGAAUGGUCACCAUGCCCUUGAAAAGGAGCUUCAUCAAGAGUUGAUCAGGCAUGGAGUUGCAAAGCCAAAAGCUUUAGCUUCAUGCCCUUCAUGUUACAAACAAGGAGAGGCCAUUGAGAGACUCAAGGAGAAGAAUGCUAGUCUAGAGAAGAGAGUCAUGGAGUUGACAGCUACUAUAGAAGAGAUGAAGAGGACUAGUGAUUCAAACAUAAUUAAUAAUAAUAAUAUCAAGAUACCUGCGGCAGGCUCAGGCUCAGGCUCAGGCUCAGGCUCAACACCCCAUCAGAGCAACAUCAACACUCCAAUUAUACCUGAUGAUCUUGUAAACCUGCAAACCAGUCCAGUUCCUGAUAGCAGUACCAAUGAAAUUGAGAUGAAGAAUGAUUCAAUGAUGAGUGAACAAAGCUCCGCGACACAAGCUCUACAAUCUGAGAUCAUCUAUGGAUCCCUGAAUGAUCUUACUGGAUGCCUAGUGGUUUUGAUUUUUCUAGUGGCCGUGCUCAUUGGUGUUUCACUAUAAACAAUCAUCAUUUCAUAAUAAUAAUUAAGACAUAUAUAAAUAUCUUAUGCAUGCAUGCAUGUGCUCAUGAUACAUGUCUUCCAUGAUUUUUGUAGCGUUUAUAUAGUACAUUGAAUAAAAAAGACCAAGUUUGUUUUU
Populus trichocarpa (black cottonwood) is the source of this 1209-nucleotide messenger RNA. RefSeq lists its product as uncharacterized. The transcript is spliced from 4 exons. Lineage: Eukaryota; Viridiplantae; Streptophyta; Magnoliopsida; Malpighiales; Salicaceae. Bases 247 to 1071 code for a protein of 274 amino acids. The record is from RefSeq and is a predicted model, not a curated record.